GUGCGGCCCGAGUGGAGGCCGCGGCGCCGCCCUCCAGUCCUGAGGAGCCCGCGCCGCGCUCAGCCCGCGCCGAGGUCAUCUCAGCACCGACGCUAAGCAACCCGGAUAGCCUGGCUUGAUCUAGCCCAUUCCUGGCAGGUAGCACUGCUCUAGUCCUUCUGGCACAAGAAGCCCCAUCUCAGAGGACAUGAAGCUGCUGGAGAACUCCAGCUUCGAGGCCAUCAACUCACAAUUGACCGUGGAGACUGGAGACGCCCAUAUCAUUGGCAGGAUUGAAAGCUACUCGUGUAAGAUGGCAGGAGAUGAUAAACACAUGUUCAAGCAGUUCUGCCAGGAGGGCCAGCCCCAUGUGCUGGAGGCACUGUCCCCGCCCCAAACUUCAGGUCUCAGCCCUAGCAGACUGAGCAAGAGUCAGGGUGGCGAGGACGAAAGCCCUCUAAGUGACAAGUGCAGCCGGAAGACCCUCUUCUAUCUGAUUGCCACACUCAAUGAGUCCUUCAGACCAGACUAUGACUUCAGCACAGCCAGGAGUCACGAGUUCAGCCGGGAGCCCAGCCUCAGCUGGGUGGUAAACGCAGUCAACUGCAGCCUGUUCUCAGCCGUCCGGGAAGACUUCAAGGCCCUGAAGCCACAGCUGUGGAACGCAGUGGAUGAGGAAAUUUGCUUAGCCGAGUGUGACAUCUACAGCUAUAACCCAGACCUGGACUCAGACCCCUUUGGGGAAGAUGGGAGCCUCUGGUCGUUCAAUUAUUUCUUCUACAACAAGCGUCUUAAGCGAAUCGUCUUCUUUAGCUGCCGCUCCAUCAGUGGCUCCACCUACACGCCCUCAGAGGCAGGCAAUGCGUUGGACUUGGAGCUGGGUGCCGAAGAGGCAGAUGAAGAGAGUGGAGGCGGAGACAGUGAGGACAAGGCCGAGGAGGCCAGCACCAUGGAGGAAGACAGGGUUCCAGUGAUCUGUAUGUGAUGAGGAGAAGUGGAGUCUCAGCCUGGACCAGUGCCUGGACCUACCUGCCUAAGGCGCUGCAGAGCCUCCCCAGACAGAUGCUGGCUACCCCGGCACUGCCACCAUCCUGGACCUACCUGUCUAAGGCGCUGCAGAGCCUCCCCAGACAGAUGCUGGCUACCCCGGCACUGCCACCAUCCUGGCGCUGCCCUUUGGUUUCAGCCUGUGGACAUCCACACACCCCUGCAGGCUCUCACUCCCGUGCUGUGGCUGAUUAAACAGCACAGGGCCCGAUAGAAAAGUGACUGCUCUGCACCCACGGUCUGCCAGACAGGACAGCUGGACCACAGAGUUUAUUUUUGUAUUUCUUACUGGGCCUGUACACUCCAGCUCUAAGGGCCAGUGACAUGAAGCCCUGUUAGUGGUGCGGUGCCCAGUGUUUUAUGGGGUCUGCCCUGGACCAGCCCCUGGUGCCCACUUUUGCCCCCCACCUUACCAGGUGGGCCACAUGCACUGAGUGUCACUUUGCUGCAGCUCAUUCGUUUCCAAUAAAAGUUUCUGUGACUUA
Molecule: messenger RNA, 1511 nt
Organism: Mesocricetus auratus (golden hamster)
Lineage: Eukaryota; Metazoa; Chordata; Mammalia; Rodentia; Cricetidae
Gene: Maf1
Product: MAF1 homolog, negative regulator of RNA polymerase III
Exons: 8
Coding region: 188-964 (258 amino acids)
Biological process (GO): negative regulation of transcription by RNA polymerase III
Cellular component (GO): nucleus
Molecular function (GO): RNA polymerase III core binding
Source: RefSeq, a predicted model, not a curated record